UUAAAUAAUCCGCGUCUCAUAAAUAAUCCCGCCAUAUUGGUAGGCUUUCCCCUGCCAACUACUUAUGGAUGGAUUAACUAUUAAGGCCCACAAGUCCACAAAGAACCCCAAUUGGGCAGGCCCACUUACUCAGCGACUUCCCGCGCAAUCCGGUCCAGUAAUAUCCGGUCCCGUCUCCUAUUUCCAAUGAUAAAUUGACGUCAUAAAUUCGGCAUUUAAAGAAUUUCUAAACCCUAACAAAAACCGCGCCCCCAAAAAAAGGAGGCGAAUCGUAUUCUGUACGUUCAUUCGUUUCCUUCCCCUUCUUCCCCUACAAAUUGCACAAAACCGCGCCGGCGAUUCCUCACUAUGGACAGCAAGCGACCACGGAAAGAAUCAUUGACGAUGAGCGAAGGCGGCGGGGGAAAUGACGGCGGCAGAAUCAGCACUGGGUACCCUCUCCCUCUCAAAAUCGUCUCAGAUAUCCUCUCCAGGCUUCCAAUCAAGUCCGUAGUCCGAUUCGAAGCCGUCUCCAAACCCUUCGCCGCCCUAAUCAAAUCCCCCGACUUUGUCUCCGCCCACCUCCGCCGCCACUCCCCCACCGGCUCGUCGUUCCUGAUCCGCCGCCUCGCGGACCCAACCGUCUGCGGUUUCCACUUCUCCCUGAUCGACGGCCGGACCGCCGCGGUGGGCGAUAUUCCCAUCCCGUUCAUGGACAGCCUCAGUCGCUUCCCCAAAAUUGUGGGCUCCUGCUGCGGCCUCGUCUGCCUCGACGUCUCCAUGCUCCACGCCUCGGCGUUUCUUCUUUGGAACAUCGCCACUAGGAAAGUGGGGAGCGUUCCUAGGUCAAGGAUUUUCGUCGAGCGCCCGCCCUUUUGGAUGGUUGCUGUCGGGUUCGGGUCGAAUUGCGACAACAGCGACAUCAAGCUGGUGAGAAUCGUGUAUUUCAAGCGGAGGAUGGAGGAGUUGCCCCUUGUGAGGGCGGAAGUCUUUUCGUGGGGAUUGGGUAGGUGGAGUUUGAUUGACGCAGAUGCGACCCAGGCGGCCCUGCAAUCGUGCUCCAUCACUGAGGGUCAGAAGGCUGUGGCUGCUAAUGGGGCAUUGCACUGGGUGGGCGUUGAAAUUGAGAAACCUUCCAUGAACAAGUACAUUGUCUCACUUGAUCUGGGUACUGAAGAGUUCAGCAGAGUUCCAACUCCUGAUUAUGGCAGUGAGUUACCAACGUGUGUGCAAGUUAUGGGGUUUAAGGGUAUGCUUGGAUUGGCGGCUUACCCUGCCCAGUCUUUCAAACCAUCACCCUACAAGUUCAUCGAUCUCUGGACGCUGGACGACGGUAUUCGCUGGACUAAGAUUACUAGUUUGAGGCCGGGAAUUAUAGGCAUUGGGAUUCCUGUGGGGAUUCUGAAUGAUUCUGAGCUGAUAAUGAAGCGGGAAGAGGGGCACUAUGUGCAUAUCAGCUCGUUUGAUGGAAAUGCCAGGGUUAAGUGGAACAUUCCGGUCUUCUCCGUGCCCGAGUUUGCCUGUGAAGUUUAUGGCUUUGUUGACAGCGUGUAUCCAGUAGCUCCAUUCGAGGAAGUUGAUGCUGCAGAGGGUUGAGACAGAUUAGCUUAUGGACAUGCUGUGCUAUUGAAUCUGAAUUAGGUCUUUAGAGGUAGUAAAGUAGUAUGAUUUGAGGUUCCUCUCAGUCGGGUUUUAGGCUUCUUUAAGGUAUGUUAACUAUGUGCUCUCACUUGUGUAGUUUAGUCUAUAUGAACUAAACUAACAAACUAGAGCUGAAAAGAGUACAUGAACUGAGCUAUAUGCUCUCUCUCUCUCUUUUGCUUCUGCUGUUGAUGCUUCGCUGUAACAUGCAAACGCUCAUAAAGUUUGGAUCUUUUUGUGAUUGUGCUUUUGUAGCUAUGUGCCAAUUGCGAUGAUACAUAAAUAAACUUGAGUGGUUGGUCGAUGGAACUAGUCACAAUGGCUUGGCCUAGUCUGGCCGCCACUUGACUUGACUUUUUGGUGUUUCAUGGGUUGAAGUCCUUGACCAAGUUCAUGCAUUGUCCUGUUCUGUCCUGUUUCUUUCUUAGGCAUCGUUUGACUUCUGAGUAAUUUAGAAAGCGAAUAAUGGAAUGAAUAUAACGGGGAAAUGUGGAGGUUCAACUUUCAAGUGCUGCUGGUUGUUGAUUGUGUCUCUGUUUUAAGCGUUGCAGUGUGUUACAGCUUGUUUCUUGCUUUUGCUUCUCUGUGUCGUAUCUCUGUUUCAGCAAUUGGAUCAAACCAAUGUUUGGACCGGACCAAAUCGAACAUGCAGUAUGGUCCUUAGUCCUGCAUAUCUUUCAGUAUUUGAUUACGAGUCUCUUGAAUUUGGUCCGGUUCAGACCAGAUCAGACCGUUGCACACCCCUACCAAUAUCCACUUCACCCUCUCCACCCUCAUCUCAACCAUAAUGUCUCGAUUGAUUCAUUCCUCAUUUUUUCUAGACAAUCAGAUUGGCGCACACAUGAGCUGAAUUCAUAUGCUGGUUAAAGUUGUUGUUGCAGGAGACAAAUCAAACCGAACAGUUGUUGCAACAAAUCAUGUGAAAAUGGGUCCACGCAAAUGUUAACUCAGGUGAUCGAUCUCUCCCACCGCCAUGGAAAGAAAAAAAAAAAAAAAAAAAACAGCAGCACUGCACAUGCUAGCUAUUGCCGACUAAUGCAGAAAUAGGCAACAGUUCUUGGCCUUCUUUUCCCUCUUGUCCCUUCUCUCGUUGUCAAUACUGUAUGGAUCCAUUUUCCAGGACAAAUCUGCAUGUGUUGCUUAAGGUCCACAGCCAUGGAUUUUUCUACGGUUUUUCAAACCUAUCCAAUCACAGAGUGGCCUACUUGCACGAAGAUGUGCCAUUCAUAGGUUCCUCGAUCACAUCUCAUUCCGCUGGGGAGGAGGGGGAAAACAGCUAACGAAAAGAUGAACCAAAGGGCUUGUAGAUCAACAGUAUCACAACGAAACUGUAGAUUAACAGUAUCGUUGCUUGGAAAAUGUUUAUAUAUGUAUUUUAUGUCACUACCUUAUGGGAUAGAAUUAGGAACGAAAAUGGAUCGAUUGAUAGGGUAAUUUCAUCGAAUUAUCAUGACUCAUAUGCAUGUUUAAUGAUUUUCGCUUUGGAUUGGAUUUGAAUUAAGUUCAACUUGGGUAUCAUCCGGUAAGAAAGAGGUUAAGUAUCAUACAUGAAUGGUACUUAAAGCACAUGGUAUGGGGAGGCCUAUGCAUAUUUCAUGCCCAUGAGUUGCGCGCUAUCGUUUGAGGGGGGCGUAUCAGGAAGUGGUUAAGUAGCCAUACAUGACCCUCCCCCAACAACUGUGAGUGAUUGAGACCAAUUGGUUUAUAACAGUACAUUCAAAUGGGUCUAUUUUGAUGGAGAUGAUUGUAAACACAAAAGACAAUAUCAACCAUCUCAUUAAUUGUCUCCAACCCAAUCACACCUUAAUGUUGGUGUUUCCACUAUCCAUUUUUUCUCAGAUAUCCAAUACGAUGUGUCUAGUUUAAACUAAAACUAAAAUAUUGAG
Linum trigynum is the source of this 3506-nucleotide messenger RNA. Lineage: Eukaryota; Viridiplantae; Streptophyta; Magnoliopsida; Malpighiales; Linaceae. The record is from the annotation of a GenBank genome assembly.